Messenger RNA from Punctularia strigosozonata HHB-11173 SS5, 846 nucleotides. Its product is annotated as kinase-like protein. The record is from RefSeq and is a predicted model, not a curated record. Gene Ontology annotation, biological process: protein phosphorylation. The transcript is spliced from 5 exons. Lineage: Eukaryota; Fungi; Basidiomycota; Agaricomycetes; Corticiales; Punctulariaceae. Gene Ontology annotation, molecular function: ATP binding; protein kinase activity. The annotation marks the transcript as partial.
CUGCGGAAACUUUGUGGGCAGACAGGACUACUCCCGGCAGGCUCCAUCCUUUCCGACGAGAUUGAAUUGCCGAUGACUGGACCCAGUGCUGCCGGUGGGUUCGGUGACGUCUGGAAGGCCCGUUGCGCCGGGCAGAUCGUAGCGCUGAAAACGCCGCGAGCCUUCAUGCGAUCGUCUGACAGGCUCUCCAAGAACCUAUGUCGGGAAGCAGCAGUUUGGCGCAAGCUCAAGCACGCUAAUAUCGCGAAGUUUCUCGGUGUCUAUCGCAAUGCUGUUCAAGGUAUAGAUCUCGCGAUGGUGAGCCAGUGGCACGAUAACGGUAACGUCAACGCGUAUCUCCUCAAACGCCCUCGUGUCAACCGUCUUGAACUCGCCCUGGACGUUGCUUCCGGCCUGCGCUACCUUCAUACGAACUACCUUGUGCAUGGAGAUAUCAAAGGCGCUAACGUACUCGUGGACGACGAGGGUCGCGCGCAGUUGACGGACUUUGGUCUUACGGCCGUUAUGUACGAGUCGGACGCUAUCGGCGGGUUAACGACGGCGUCGUUCCACGAUGGAUCAAGUCGAUGGAUGGCUCCGGAGCUGUACGUCGGGAGCGUGCGCCUGACCCCAGAAUCGGACGUGUAUGCCUUUUCCAUGUUGCUCUUCGAGAUAUACGCGGGACAACCACCAUUCCAUAGCUGCCGAACGGACGCACAAGUGUUCCUCAUGGUGCUGCGAGGAGAGAGGCCUGUGCGGACUGUCGAAGCGACGCUCAACGGGCUCGCGCCGCAGACCUGGGGACUGAUGGAGAAGUGCUGGGCGCAGCGACCGGGAGACCGACCGAAUUUGUAUGACAUCUCCCGC